Molecule: messenger RNA, 814 nt
Organism: Pyrus x bretschneideri (Chinese white pear)
Lineage: Eukaryota; Viridiplantae; Streptophyta; Magnoliopsida; Rosales; Rosaceae
Product: protein SEED AND ROOT HAIR PROTECTIVE PROTEIN-like
Exons: 2
Coding region: 54-629 (191 amino acids)
Source: RefSeq, a predicted model, not a curated record
UAAUUUCUUGACAAUUUUGCCAAUAGGAGAAGGAAAAAAAAAAAUUCUUGCCAAUGGCGGCUUUUAAUCACCAUUUCUUGCAUGCAACCUCUUUGCUAGUCUUGGUACUGGUGGCAGUGACGGCUUCCGAGGCUGGUGCCGGCGGCUACGGCAACACAAAUCCUGAUCAGUAUGAGAAGCCCAAACCAGAAAAACAGAACAACCUACUAUCAACCAAUGCCAUUUUGGGCAUUCAAGGCCUUGUUUAUUGCAAAUCCGGCCAUAAAGUCCUCCCGCUCGAAGGAGCGGCAGCCAGGAUAACGUGCGAGGCUGUAGACCAGUAUGGGUUGGAAACUUCAUCUGUCACCAUCUUAAGUGAUGCAACUGACGCAAAGGGUUAUUUCUUUGCAACAAUAUGUCCUUCUGAGAUUGAAAACAAGAAGCAGCUCACUAAGUGCAAAGCCUUUCUUGAACUCUCUUCGUCGGAGACUUGCAACAUUCCGACGGACUCGAACAGCGGAAUCAGUGGUGCUGUGCUAGCUUCAUAUCGCUUCCUCCAUGACAAGAACAUCAAGCUAUAUACUGUAGGGCCUUUUACUUUCACAUCAUCACCACAAACCCAGAGUUCAGUCCCAAAUAAUGGCUACUAGAUAAGACUCUACUUUCGACAUUUGAGUAAUAAUAAUGAGUAAUGAAUUUUGUCCGUCGAUUGUUCUUUAGUUUAUUCAAUUCGAAGAUCAGAAUAAUCAGAGACGUGCAAAGCGAGAAAAAUGGUGUGAGAAGAUGUGGGGAGGCAAAUGAUUUUACUUUGUAAUUGAUCAGUUUUAAUUUUUCU